GAUGGGUUCCACCCUGGACAAAGAAUUUCCCCUCCAAAGAGUUUUCCACAAUGUUCCGGAGAUUUUGCGCUCGACUCAAAUCCACAAAGCCAGAUCGACAUGCCCGUGAGAAGCAUGGCGACCAGUCCCAGCCCCCGAGCACGAACGACGACGACCGCAUCGCCACGAGGACCGAUCAUAGUGUCUCUUCCCUGGACGAGGCAAGCACCGAUAAUUCCCCAAGAAGAAAUCUCUGGGAGGUGGCCGGAGAGAGAUUAGACAAGAAACACCGCGAAAUUCUGGAGCAGGAAAGCGCUACCCACAUCACGGACGCCAUCAAGGGCGUUAUCGAAACAACAGAAGAGAAGUACCGCGAGUAUAAGGAAGGUGGGCUCAAGAUCCGCAAGCGCGAGGGGGGGCAGAUCGACGUCCGCGAAACCGCCAAGAAUAUCAUUCUCUAUGCAUUGCAGGCGCAGGAGCUUGUCAAGGCAUUGGUGUCGUUUGAUCCGACGGGCCAUGCUUCAAGUGCAUGGUCUGUCGUUUCAUUUGGCCUGACAUUGAUACAAAACAAUUUCCAACGUCGGGACGACAUCUUCGAGGCAGCCGAUCGGGUGGAAAGCAAUCGAGGAUUGGAAGACGCUCUAGUGGAAGUCUACAUAGCAAUUCUUCAGUACACGGCAGAGGUCAAAGAGGCAGAAAAAGAAAGUAAAGCUGAUCGCAUCGUCAAAAGCUUCACGGCCCUGAUUCAACAGCCGCUCAGGGAUCUCAAGAAUACUAUCGAAAGCAAAGCGCAGGCAGUUCAGAAGUGGACAAGCCUUACGGAAGAUCUAGACCGCAAGAGAGAAGCCGAAAGCAUACUAGACGGGAUUGAUGAAGCGGUGGAAAAGCUGAAGGUUAUCCAAUCGCACACCAGAAGCAUGCAAGAUCUAGAGAUCCUCGAUUGGUUGUCCACGGCAUCCUACUCCGAUUUCCAAAACAAUACCCAACACCCCCGCGCAUCAAACACGGGGGAUUGGUUUCUCAAUUUACCCGAAUACAAAGAAUGGAAGGCCACGCCCGGGAAGAUUUGUUGGCUGUAUGGAGCAGUCGGAUGCGGAAAAUCGGUUCUCUGUUCUACAGUCAUUCAAGAUAUUGAGGAACACUGCAAGCCUGUUUCAUCACGGCAGUUUGCCUACUGGUACUUUCAGUUCAGCAAUGACGAAACACAGAAGGUGUACAAUAUGAUCAGGUCCAUAAUACGACAGUUCAUGCCAAAACCACUCCCUGCAUCUAUGGUCAAACUAUGGGAAGAGCAUCGCCAUCGAGGCAGUAACCCACACCAGAAACAGUUCGCAGAGAUUCUCAAGUUUGUAUUGGAAGCCUCUGAGGGUCAGUUCUUCCUCAUCCUUGAUGCUCUGGAUGAGUGCCCCGCGAAGAACGGCGAACGGGGAUUGCUUCUGCCAUUUCUAGAAGACCUAUUGAAAAAGCAUCGAACUAAACUGCAUAUUCUGGCUACCAGCCGACCAGAGCCUGAUAUACGCUCAAGGCUGGAACAAUAUCAAAGCGUGAAUCUAGAGGCUGGAUUGGCGAAAGAUGUGGAAACUUUUGUCCGGGCUCAAGUCUCCGACGGCAGGUUGAGUGCAUGGGACGACUCGAUAAAAGAGCGGACCUUAGAGAAAUUGCUUGAAAUUCCAGAACGGCGCUUUCGCUGGGCUGAUUUACAGAUCAAGCGGCUUCAAGAGUCCAAGACCGAGGAUGCAUUCUUCAAGGCUCUUAAUUCCAUUCCAGUUACACUCGAGGAUACCUAUAGAGAUACCCUCGAAAGGCUCCCACCAGAUGAUCGAAAGGCAGCUCGCACAAUCCUGAUUUGGCUGAGUUUCUCUGCCGUCCCGCUGGAUCUGAAGACCGUAGCAGCUGUUGUAUCUUUCCGGUUUCCAGAAGACGUUGUAACGACUUGCACUACUUCCUUGGUCACUGUGAGCAUCUCUGAUGAUACUGUCAAAUUGGCCCACUUCUCUGUGAAAGAGUUUCUAGUUUGCAACGAAAUCGAGGGUCAAUGGUAUCAGUUCUCGACCCUAUCUGGUCAUGAUGCUAUUGCAAAUAAAAGUAUCGACUCUCUGCUGGAAACCAUCGAUAUUCUCACAAAGACUACUGCCGUUCAACGCCCACUACUCAUUUAUGCUGCAAAAUACUGGCAUCAUCAUUUGGCAAAAUUAGGAGAUCUACACGCCAGGAGUACCGGUCUCCAGGAGAAGGUUGAUCAUCUGUUCACCGAGCGCGAUGUUUAUUUCAACUGGGUGCGCUUGGAACAGUGCAAUUGGGAUAGCACUUGGCUUCGAUCAUCGGAGGAACUAGACCCGCCUCUAUUCAAUGCAUCACGAAGAGGAGUGAAACCAACAGUCGAAAUGUUGCUUGCAAAAGGCGCCAGUUCACUGGGAGCCAAUUAUGAUGGUUUGAACGAUGCAUUAUCCGCAGCCGCGGCAGAAGGUCACUUAGAGAUCCUGGAGUUGCUGCUGAACAACAUGGACGAGAUACCCCGAAACGCUGAUAGAGAGAAGUUGUCGGUCAUUUUGAACCUACUUUGGGACAAGGGCGCUUUGCACGACCAAUCAAGAGCAUCGCAUAGGAUCAUCGAUGAGAGCCUGGUUGAAGCUGCAGCUAGGAAUCGGCACCGCUUGGGCUAUAUACUAAUGGACCGACUCUUGGAUCAAAAAGAGAAAAUGGGCGUCAAGAUAACUGAAAAGGUGAUAAUAGCGGUGCUGAACAAUGUCAACUGUGGUGCAGAAAUCAUGAACCUACUUCUCAAUAGAUGUGUUGAGGAUAUAAGGCUUACCCCAUCAUUGAUGCAGGCGCUGCUUUUCGCAAACAAUACUGAUGCCGCGAUUACUGUGCUGAGUCGGCAGGUGAAUAAUUUCGCUUUGGACGAGGAGAGUCUCGGAGCCCUUACAAUUUGUAACGAAGAAGUGUUAGAGAUGCUUUUUCAGAAGCGUGGCGAGGAUAUAUGUGUCACCCAGAAAGUCUUGAUCACAGCCGCCAAGUUUGCACGCGAUUUGCAAGCAGUGAAGUUACUUCUAAACCGGCGAGAGCCUGGAACAGACAUCAACAAAGAGGUUCUUCUAGCCGCUGCACAGAACUUUCCAGCAGGCGAUGAAAUCAUGGAUUUGUUGCUUGACGAGUAUGGACAAGACGCUGCCAUUGAUGAUGAGAUCAUCCAGGCAAUUACAAGGAAUGAAGUUGAAGGUUUGGCAAUGAUAAAGACGCUUCUGCGCAGACAGCCGCCGGGAUUUGUGGUCACCGAACAGGUACUAUGCAACGCUGCCAAAUUCAAUGGUCGGGAAAUGCUGGAGCUCUUGGUGAGCAAUGCUAGUGGCUCUAGUCCUCCUAUCACAAGCAGGAUUUUUGGCUGUGUGGCCCAUAACCUUUUUCAUACAGAAGCCUUGCUGAACUACCUAUUUGAUCUUUGUGGACACAGACUUCCCGUCUCAGAAGAUUUGUUGGUUUCACUUGCUGAUGAGAGCGCCAUCAACUCGGAUCAUGUGCUCACAUUCAUAUUGGAGAGAUGGCCCGAAAUUCCUGUAACUGAUCGAUUGUUCGAAGCGGCAUGUUGUAUCCCUGACGCCCUGGGGUUGCUAUUGGAUCGACGGCAUGAUUGUCUUCCAAUUGAAACAAUGAUUCAGAAGAUAACAGAAGACCAAAGACACGAUGGAUUGGCACUAGAGGUGCUUCUCGAUCGGCAGCUUGUGGAAGUGACCGAGUGGCUGAUCAUUCUUAACAGGAAUCCGGAGUUACCAGUGACACCGAGAAUAGUCGCCAGCGCAAUGAAGGACAAGAACCAAGUCUUAAUCACUGAAGAAAUGAUCAAAGCUUCGUUGGAUGCAUUUCGCCCAAGCGACAUUAUAAGCUUACUUCUGACCCGCCUGGGACCAGAGGCAGUGCCAAUUACAGAGGAUAUCUUGAUAUGUGCUGUUCAAAAAGGCGAACUCAAGGCUCUAGAGCUGUUUUUAAAACAACAUCGUGGCCUCAAUCUUCGUGCAGUCUGGGAAGCACUGUGGCAGGAUCUUGAGAUUGACUCAUAUUCUUUGGCUCGGUCAGCAAAUGCCCUUUUCCAUUAUGCCAAUUUCGAUGUCUCGGAUAAAAUGCUGGAGAGGUUAUCAUCUAGGCAUUUUGACGACUUUAUCCGCUCAUGUAUGCAGCAUCGGAUACCACUACCCACCACGGAGGCAGCAUUCGAGUUGAUCGUGGAAAGGUCGGAUUUGAACACCAUCGAUAUAUACUUGGAGAAUCACCCUGACUUCCCUAUCACUGAGAGGCACUUUCAAGCUGCUGAGAGGAAUUCACGAAAAUACAUAGACAAAGACGCUUUGCGGUCGCUCCUCACGGCCAAGUCAAGUUUAUCUUGA
Molecule: messenger RNA, 4358 nt
Organism: Aspergillus aculeatinus CBS 121060
Lineage: Eukaryota; Fungi; Ascomycota; Eurotiomycetes; Eurotiales; Aspergillaceae
Exons: 11
Coding region: 51-4358 (1435 amino acids)
Molecular function (GO): protein binding
Source: RefSeq, a predicted model, not a curated record